AUGAGUCAACAAAUGUACCAAGCAUCUGACGGGAAGUGGUAUCCCGUCUCGUCGAUGCCGCAGGAUUACGGAGGCGGCGGUUACGGCGGUGGUGGCGGCUACGGCCAGCCCCAGAUGCAGUAUGGCCAGCAGCAACCCAUCUACGUCCAGCAGGGCCGUCCCGGCGGCGGCGGCGCUGGUGCUGCAGCGGGCGGCGCGGGAUGUCUUGAUAUCGUCGUCGAACUGACCGAUUCCCAGAUACAUGGAUCCGACAUGACCUCACCGCAUACGCAUUCCGACCCUUCUAUUUUUAUCCCACGCUCUCCCGCCCAGCCUUUCCUCGACUGCCACGAACGAUCGAUGGAUGGCCAGACCAUCACGUGA
This is a messenger RNA of Trichosporon asahii var. asahii CBS 2479, 363 nucleotides long. RefSeq lists its product as uncharacterized. Lineage: Eukaryota; Fungi; Basidiomycota; Tremellomycetes; Trichosporonales; Trichosporonaceae. The transcript has 2 exons. The record is from RefSeq and is a predicted model, not a curated record. The coding region runs from base 1 to 363 and encodes 120 amino acids.